AUGAAAGGUAUUGGCUCUGUUGCUGCCGUGCUGCUUUUGAUGCUAAUACAAAAUAGUUGCCAAAAACCAAUGCACGACACGGAAGAAAUAUCCAGUACACUGGAGACAUCAGAGAAACAAUUGGAUAAGUCCAAUUCACUGCAGGAUGUGAAACGCCAUUCUGAAGGCACCUUUGCCAGUGAUUACAGUAAAUAUAUGGACAAUAGACGUGCAAAAGACUUUGUACAAUGGCUAAUGAAUACAAAACGAAAUGGUGACAAAACAAAGAGACAUGCAGAAGGAACUUAUACAAGCGAUGUAAGUUCUUAUCUAGAGGUGAAGGCAGCAAAGGACUUUAUUGACUGGCUAAUAAAGGGACGUGGCAGAAGGGAGUUUCCAGAAGAAGGUAAAGAAAACCUGAAUGAAGUGAUUCCUGAGGACAUGGACAGAAGGCAUGCUGAUGGAACCUUCACCAGUGAAAUUAGUGUUGUCUUGGACACCAUGGCUGCCAAGGAGUUUUUGAACUGGCUCAUAAACUCCAAAACCAUCCAGUCAAGGUAA
Messenger RNA from Pristis pectinata (smalltooth sawfish), 540 nucleotides. Its product is annotated as pro-glucagon-like. Gene Ontology annotation, biological process: positive regulation of insulin secretion involved in cellular response to glucose stimulus; adenylate cyclase-modulating G protein-coupled receptor signaling pathway; negative regulation of apoptotic process. The transcript is spliced from 5 exons. Gene Ontology annotation, cellular component: extracellular region. Gene Ontology annotation, molecular function: hormone activity; glucagon receptor binding. Lineage: Eukaryota; Metazoa; Chordata; Chondrichthyes; Rhinopristiformes; Pristidae. The coding region runs from base 1 to 540 and encodes 179 amino acids. The record is from RefSeq and is a predicted model, not a curated record.